Molecule: messenger RNA, 667 nt
Organism: Haliotis rubra (blacklip abalone)
Lineage: Eukaryota; Metazoa; Mollusca; Gastropoda; Lepetellida; Haliotidae
Exons: 4
Coding region: 80-577 (165 amino acids)
Source: RefSeq, a predicted model, not a curated record
AACACACGUAUUGUAUGCUUCCUUCAUCAGUUCCACCGUCGAGUCGCACCACUUGGUACAUUACGCGUGGUUGGUGACAAUGAGAGUCGCCGUGUUGUUGCUGCUGUCGUGUUGGUGGAGUGGCGUGUCAGCGGAGUGCGUGGUGCAGGACCUUGAAAUACACAAAGAAAAUAUGCUGGAGCUCAUCCUGGAUCUGGUUCUGUUCAACGGGGAGGAACACCAUAUGGACAAUGGCGUGACGCUGUCAUGUCAACACGGAGUCCUUCAGGCCAAGUUUAGAGACGCAGAGCCAUUGGUGAUUGACAAGCAGUGUCUUACUCUGUAUGUAACGAAACAAGAGGACGAGAACGUUCUCUCCUGUGAGAUUCCGCUUGAGACAGAAACAUGGUCGAAAGAUUUAUUACCCAUUGGUACAGACGUACAGAGUGUAGAUACCUCCGACGGUGAGGACCCUAUGAGCAGGCGCCGCAGAGACGUCGGUGAUGGAGCCGGAGAACGUCAAGAUGAAGUCUAUCUCAUCAGGAACAAGAGGGUUCUAAGAAAACAAGAGAUCGAACUCUUGAAGGAUGGGGCUUGAUAGAUCAGAGGACAUUAAUACCUGGGCAAGGUAGAGUGAUCUCCCUUCUAUUAAGGUUGAAAAGUCGAGAUAAAAUACAUUUAAAUACGA